Molecule: messenger RNA, 414 nt
Organism: Epithele typhae
Lineage: Eukaryota; Fungi; Basidiomycota; Agaricomycetes; Polyporales; Epitheliaceae
Exons: 2
Coding region: 1-414 (137 amino acids)
Source: RefSeq, a predicted model, not a curated record
AUGAACAACCUGGAAGAGCCGUGUCGUAAAGCCGUCUGCGGCGACAUCCCGCCCAUCCCGGACGAGCUCACGAACGAAUACGGCGUCUACAGCUACCUCGUCACCGCCGCCGACAUCCGACGCUUCGCCAAAUCCGAAAGCACCGUAUACAUGCCACAGGAGGUUGUCAAGACAGCUGGCCAAGACGCCGGUUUUGCAUCCAUAGUGCUCCGCGUCGCCUGGGCCCACCUCCAGGAUCUGUACGACGCGAACCCGGAUGGCGACCUACACGUGGUCUUCGCCCGGAUUACACGCAAGUACGGGGGUGCGGAGCGGCCCUUGAAGGACUUCCGUCCGUGGCGCGGCUCCCUCCGGGAUUUCGAAAGGCUGUUGGGGCUCAAGGAAGGCCCCAAGUGGAUGAAGGCCGAGUGGUGA